Messenger RNA from Camellia sinensis, 975 nucleotides. Lineage: Eukaryota; Viridiplantae; Streptophyta; Magnoliopsida; Ericales; Theaceae. The record is from RefSeq and is a predicted model, not a curated record.
AUGGGUUUUUGUAAAAUUGUUUCUCGAUUGAAACUUAAGGAAGAUGUUCCUUUCUCUCAAGUUUUUGAGCAUGCACAUUUGUUGGACCUUUUGUACCACUUGAUUGUGCCCAAGAUAGAGGGAUCCCACGAAGCAAUAAUAACCGACAUAUAUCAAGAAAAGGGAGGUGCAAGCUUUGGUAGUAAUUCUAGUCAAGUGUUUGCUAAUCUUUGGAGCUUGUUAUCAAGUCUAAAUGUUGGUUUGGUGAGUAAAUUUACAAGACCAAUUAAGAUGAUAUUGGCUUUCCCUUGGAAGAUUGUUGCUAGUCUACCUGGGAUGUCCAACUUAGCAUCAAAGAACAAAGAAGACAUCAAAUCUGAAAAUGAAGUUCCAAGUGAUGAGGAAAAGAAAAAAAUUCCAAUAGUAGAGGAGAUCAUGAUUCAUUCGGUGUCACACCUAUGUGACUUUGGAGUUGAAUUUUGUCCUACUAUUGGCAACAUCACUACCAUCAAGUUUGACGAGAAGUCUAAGAUAUUUUACCUUCCUGUCAUUACUUUGAAUAUGAACUCUGAAGUGAUCAUAAGAAACUUGGUGGCAUAUGAAGCGUCAAUUGUAUCAGAGUCCCUUGUUUUCACUCGAUACAUAGAACUAAUGAGUGGGAUCAUAGAUACUGUCAAUGAUGCAAAGUUGUUGAGGGAAAAGAAAAUCAUCGUAAACAGCCUAAAAAGUGAAGCUGAUGUCGCGAAACUCUUUAAUGGGGUGAGUAAAUCCAUUCGACUCACAAACGUGUCUUAUAUUGAUAAGACGAUUGAAGAUGUCAAUAAGUACUUCUAUAGUACAUGGAGGGUUCAUGUAUACAAGAGCAUGAAAAGGUAUGUGUAUGGUUCUUGGAAGAUUCUUACAAUUCUAGCAGCUAUCUUGCUCACCUUGUUAAUGUUUCUACAGUCAUUUUGCGCAGUUUACAGUUGUCCUCAUCUUUUCCACACGAGUAGUUAA